This is a messenger RNA of Brienomyrus brachyistius, 943 nucleotides long. RefSeq names its product SWI5 homologous recombination repair protein (gene swi5). The transcript is spliced from 5 exons. Gene Ontology annotation, cellular component: Swi5-Swi2 complex; Swi5-Sfr1 complex. The record is from RefSeq and is a predicted model, not a curated record. The coding region runs from base 140 to 544 and encodes 134 amino acids. Lineage: Eukaryota; Metazoa; Chordata; Actinopteri; Osteoglossiformes; Mormyridae. Gene Ontology annotation, biological process: double-strand break repair via homologous recombination.
AACCGGAAAUGCUCUGGUUUUCAAAGAGUUCAUGGCGGGUUGCUUCAUGCCUUAUGGCUGCUUCUCAGUUACCGUGAACUGUUUAAAGUAUUUAAGAACAGUUUCUAGAAUUACAUAGAAGGCGUUUGCGUGACUUGUAAUGGAUUCAGAGAGGAAAGCUACUGUUGCUAGCAAGGUCUCAAAUAAACCCCUGAAAUCAACCCCGAAAAGAAGGAUGCCUUACUCCGGAUCUAAAAAUAUCAAUUCCAAAUUCAAAUCUCCUCUUCAGUCUCCCAGCAUCCUGCACCAUACUUCCCUGGUCCAGCCCAGCCUUGAAGAAGAGAUUGAGGAGCUGAGGAGAAAGCGUACAGAACUGGAUUCUGAGAUCGCCCUCCUGGAAAGCGAGGGUGUAGGAGUGCAGGAAUUGGAACAGCAUAUUGACCUGCUGCAUGAGUACAAUGACAUAAAGGACAUUGGUCAGACCCUGUUGGGCAAACUUGCGACGGCUCGAGGUGUGACCACACGCGACUUGUAUGAGCACUUUGGACUUCAGCUAGAUGACUAAGGUGUCGCCUUCAUGAACUCUAACGUGCUGGAGUGAUGGUAAACUGCUUGUUACACCUAUUCACCCAGUUCUGCCACUCGGUCUAAUUCUGCUCAAUUGGUGAUCUUCUGUAUGACGACUUGGAGGUAAAACUUCUGUACAAUACAGCAUGAAUUGUGUGUCUUUUCAUAGUAAUUAUAAUGCACUUUUCGGUAAAGUUACAUAACUGAGCGUGUUGGAGCAGUGAGCUGCACCUGCCUUGUGUAAUAGUUAUGAGUUUUGCAUUUUAAUGUUAUGUUUAUUUAAACAGUUUAUUUUCUAAAAGAGUUGGAGGAUUGAUGCACAUACAUUGAUUUUCCUGAUUAUAGAUGUAUGGUAUGAUUACACCCAGCCAUGCAGUUAAAUAAAAAUGACCAGAUA